Verticillium nonalfalfae is the source of this 936-nucleotide messenger RNA. RefSeq lists its product as uncharacterized. The record is from RefSeq and is a predicted model, not a curated record. Bases 1 to 936 code for a protein of 311 amino acids. Lineage: Eukaryota; Fungi; Ascomycota; Sordariomycetes; Glomerellales; Plectosphaerellaceae. The transcript is spliced from 4 exons.
AUGCCUGAGACUACCCAGCCCACUCCCCGCGGCAAGAUGACGGCCAUUGCGACCAUUGUCAACCCCUUGUCGGUCAAUCAUGACAAGGUUAUGAUCUUCUCGAGUAACAAGCAUUACAUGCUUAGUCUCGAGAAUCGUACUAUUGGUGGCGACUUCUCCUUUACCAUGGGCGAGGGCACCUCGACCCAAUCGCCUCUGCUUGCCUAUCCUUCUCAGCUAACCGCCAUGAUCUACAAAGACGCGGUUGCAGUGUAUGGUAUCACUGGCACUGAAAAAGAAGACCUAGAGGUCGCACAGCUGAGCCCCGUGUAUCAGCCAGAUACCAACAUCAAGCCGACAUACGGCUCGCUAGCGGGAUGCGUAGCAGAUGACGGUGAAGGCUAUCUCUACAUGCUUUCUGAUAAUGAGCAGGGCAAGUCUCAGCUCCACGAAUGGAAGCUGUCCGACAAGGAUGACGACAAGCGUCCAAUCGCCGCGUCGGCUUUUUACGAAAAGACCAACCUAUUUGCGCUGUUUGACCCCGUGCUUAAACUCAAGUGGCUGGUGUAUCAGCGAGAUGAUAACAGUAUUUCUCUGUGGAGCUUUAAGAAUAAGAAGGAUUGUAUCAUUAGCGAGUCCAAAUACCGAGCUAGGAAGGGCACGCCCCUCACGGCAUGCAUCGUGCCCGCCGAUGAGGCGACGGGCCGCCCCGCGCGCAUCUACAUCUACUUUGUCAAUGAAGACAACCUCUUGCAGAGUGCCAACUCGAUUUCCGGGGCCGAACUCUACUUCAACUCGACGGAUGAGAAACCGUCGACAGUAGAAGGUGACCAGACUGUCUCGGCAGUCUCCCAGCUGUCAGUAUUCCUCGACUACAAGGAGUCGCGCAACAUUGUCUUCGGCGUCAAGUCAGGCUCCAAGAUCAGCCCCAUGCACGAGACCUGGCGAACCAAGUGA